Messenger RNA from Saccharomyces kudriavzevii IFO 1802, 1725 nucleotides. RefSeq names its product Pho89p (gene PHO89). The coding region runs from base 1 to 1725 and encodes 574 amino acids. Gene Ontology annotation, cellular component: membrane. NCBI's taxonomy places the organism in Eukaryota, Fungi, Ascomycota, Saccharomycetes, Saccharomycetales, Saccharomycetaceae. The record is from RefSeq and is a predicted model, not a curated record. Gene Ontology annotation, biological process: phosphate ion transmembrane transport. The transcript has a single exon.
AUGGCUUUACAUCAGUUCGAUUAUAUUUUUGCCAUAGCCAUGCUAUUUGCAUUCUUGGAUGCUUUUAACAUUGGGGCAAAUGACGUUGCAAACUCGUUUGCCUCGUCGAUCUCUUCCAGGUCUCUGAAAUACUGGCAAGCUAUGAUUUUGGCGGGUAUUUGUGAGUUCUUAGGUGCGGUUUUGGCAGGCGCCAGAGUUUCCGGUACUAUUAAAAACAACAUUAUAGAUUCUUCCAUCUUUACUAAUGACCCUGCUGUUUUGAUGCUCACUAUGACCAGCGCUUUGAUUGGUUCAUCAUGCUGGUUAACGUUUGCUACGGUGAUCGGAAUGCCAGUUUCUACCACUCAUUCUAUUGUUGGUGGCACUAUUGGAGCCGGUAUUGCAGCCGGUGGCGCCAGAGGUGUUGUUUGGGGCUGGAGUGGUGUUUCGCAGAUUAUUGCCUCUUGGUUUAUUGCUCCAAUUUUAGCAGGCAUCAUCGCGGCCAUUGUUUUUUCCAUUUCUAGAUUUUCUGUCCUUGAAGUUAGAUCUUUGGAAAGAUCAAUCAAGAAUGCUUUGCUACUGGUUGGCGUUUUAGUUUUUGCCACCUUCUCCAUCUUGACGAUGCUGAUUGUGUGGAAGGGUUCUCCAAACUUACAUUUGGACGAUUUAUCCGGAACAGAAACUGCAGUUUCGAUUGUUCUUACAGGUGCAAUUGCUUCGGUCAUUUAUUUCAUCUUUUUCUACCCCUUCUACAGAAGAAAGGUGCUGGAUCAGGAUUGGACCCUGAAAUUGAUUGAUAUUUUCAGAGGCCCAUCUUUCUACUUGAAGUCCACUGAUGAUAUCCCACCAAUGCCAGAAGGCCACCAACUGACAAUUGAUUACUAUGAAGGUAGAAGAGAUCUUGGAACAGCCGUUGAAGUUGAAGAUGAAGAAAACAAGUCUGCCAGUAACUGUAAUGACUCCGUUAAAAACAAAGAAGAUAUUCAGGAGGUGGACUUAGUGAGAACUGAGACUGAACCUGAAACAAAACUAACAACUAAACAAUACUGGUGGUCGUUAUUAAAGCAAGGACCCAAGAAAUGGCCUCGAUUAUUUUGGUUAGUCAUCUCCCAUGGCUGGACCCAGGAUGUUAUUCACGCUCAAGUUAAUGAUAAAGAUAUGUUAUCCGGUGAUCUAAAGGGCAUGUACAAAAGAUCUAAAUUUUACGAUAAUAGGGUCGAGUAUAUUUACUCUGUUCUUCAAGCUAUCACAGCAGCCACUAUGUCCUUUGCCCAUGGUGCUAAUGAUGUUGCCAACGCUACUGGUCCUUUAUCUGCGGUUUAUGAGAUUUGGAAAACCAAUACUACUGCGGCAAAAUCAGAAGUCCCCGUAUGGGUUUUAGCCUACGGUGGUGUCGCUUUAGUCAUUGGUUGUUGGACCUACGGUUAUAAUAUCAUCAAAAACUUGGGUAAUAAAAUGAUUCUGCAAUCACCUUCAAGAGGUUUUUCAAUCGAAUUAGCCGCUGCUAUCACAACCGUUAUGGCCACUCAAUUAGGUAUCCCUACUUCUACUACCCAGAUUGCCGUUGGUGGUAUUGUUGCUGUCGGUUUAUGUAAUAAAGAUUUCAAAUCGGUCAAUUGGAGAAUGGUUGCCUGGUGUUACUCUGGUUGGUUCUUGACUUUACCAAUUGCCGGUUUAAUUGCGGGUAUCAUUAAUGGAAUCAUCUUAAAUGCACCUCGUUUUGGUGGUGAAUAUCAAAUGACAUAA